AUGCAUGCGCCCACUCACAGCCAACUCACACAGCUAGACCGCCCACGCACCACCCACUCGACCAGCGGCAGCGAGACUGCCACCGCGACAGGCCACUCGCCUCGGAUUGAUCGUCGCACCCCUUCGCACUGGGACACUCGCGAGGAGGAGCGGGACGAGGGUGGGCGUGCUCAGGAGACAGUGAUACGGCGCUCGAGACGUUGCGCGGCGUGCGGAGGGCGCGUGAGGAGCGCGAGUGCUGAACUCGACGACGAUGGAACCAGCGACGGGUUCGGAGGUUCGAAGCGGGCGACGAAGCGGUCGAGGCGGGCCGGCGGGGCACUCAUGAUGGCUCUCGGGACACUGGGACUGCUUUGCGCGCCGACCGGCGCACAGGCGGGCCCGCUACCGCUCGAGACGGCGCCCUCGCUGCUCUCCUCUCGUCCCGCCUCGACCUUCGAUUCUCGUCCCACCUCGCCAACUACGACUCCGACGCCACGACCUCGGCCUACACUCCGCCGACGCAUCGUGCCGAUGCUGAGUUGGUCGGAUGGAGACUGGGUCGAGGACUAUGGCUGGACGAGGUGGGGGUUGAAGCCGACCUCGACGCCCGCUGUCGAGGGCGAGGACGAAGAGGGGCACGUGACGGAUGGAGACGGGGAUGCAGAGCUGCAGUAUGCGCCUGCGACGGCUAUGGGCGAUGCCGUAGCCUCGACGACAUCCUCUUCCGCCCUCUCCGCCGCCUCCGCCUCCGCCACUCCUUCACCAACCGCGACCUCCACCCCCUCCUCAACCCCAACUCUCCCCUUCCGCGCGCGCUACUCCGCCAGAAUCCCCCCAGGCUGGACUCCCCAAGAGCGCGAAACAAACUACUACGCCGUGCCGAUAAUCAUCGCCAUGAGUGUUCUCGUCGCCGUGAUUGUGGUCGCGAGUAUCGUCAUUAGUGUGGUUGUGAGACGGAGGAAGAAGAGGAGGAGGGAGAAGAGGAGGGAGAGGAGGAGGGCGAGGAAGGAGGGCGCUGGCGGAGGGGAGGGCGAGCCGGUGGAGGAGGAGAAGCAGCCGCAGACGAGGGAGAGGGAGAAGGGCUGGAGGGGCGUUGUCGGGCGCGUCGAGGAUGGGUUGCGGAGGCGGAACAAGGGGAAGAAGAAGGCUCGGCAGGAGGGCGGCGAGCGGGAGGACGACGGCGGCGAGGAGGCGCCACCCGCAUCGGCUCGCCGGCGCAUCGUGCGCACGACGGGCUUCGCAGCGGGCGAUCGCGUCCGACCUCGGCGACGACGGAGACGAGCGGCUGGCGGUGGCGACGACGACGAAGACGACGAGGGGACGGCGCUCACCCGCACCGGCACAUCGUCGACCACCUCGUCUAUCGUCAACGAUACCCUCACAGCGCGAGUGGCGGCUCGUCUGCGUCGGCAGGACUCGGCAGGUAGCGCGGCGAGACGCAGCGGCGGGGUGGGAACGACGACCGUCUUCUCGCGGGACGUCAACGCCCAGUCUGCGGUGUCGCUCACCGCGUCCGCACUGAGUCGAGUCUCGUCGCGCGACUCAGGGUCGUCGAGGCGGCUCCCAGCGUCGUCCGCCGGCGCCGAUCAGCCUACCAUCCUCUUCACUCCCGCCGACGACGCCACCCUCCCUGCGCACCUUCCCCUGCCCGGCACAUCCGCCCCGCCUUCGCCCAGUCUCUCGCACGCACUCACACCCGCCCUCUCCCGCACGCUACAACCUCAACCUCCCAUCCCCUCUUCUCCGCCCACCCCGACCGCAAGUCCAGCAACGACAGACCCCUCCACCUCAGCCUUCUACCGCUCCCUCAUCGUCUCAGACGACUCGCUCCCCGCGCCUGGUCCACCAGCGUACAGACCUUCCGGCUCGACUGUCCAAGCGACGAGGCGGUUUGGAGCGGGCGAUGCGGGUGCUGGGGUGGGUCAGCACGGACGAGUUCGGCGCGUGUUUGGGAGGAGGGAAAGAGAGAGGAGCGGAGGGGCGAGAGAGGAGGACGAGGGAGAGUGGUAUUGGCCUGGUGAGAAAGGUCGGAUGCCUUUCGUCGCUGGCGAGUCGUCGACUUCCGCCACCGCCCUGGCUGCUCCGCCCGAAUCGGCGCCCGCCUCGACAGUACCCGAUGAGGACGACCUACCCGUCGACCGGUCGCUCUUCACAGCCCAUGUUGCGACAGACGACAAGGCCGUCUUGGCGCGCUUACGGGCUCAGAGGGACGUCGUGCUCGUCGACGAGGGAGCAGGCGCGGUGGCUGGUCCGUCGGGUGCCUUGCCUGAGCCGAGCGCGCCGACGCCCGAGGAGGACGAGGAUCCGGAAGUCGAUGCGGACGGAUUCGAGCGGUACGACCUCGCUGAAGUCGGUGCAUCCCCCUUCGAGGGCGACUUGACACCCGUCGCGUCCUCAUCUUCGACGCUCCUCCCUGCUCCGCCGCAAAGAGUCCACCAACCCUCGCUCGGCGCCAGGUCAGGCAGUUCCAUCCCGCUCCUCUCCUCCACCUCGACCGCCUCGACUCCGCUCAACUCGCCCUUUCUCCCGCCUUCGUCGUCGUCGACAGAGAAGGCGGCGCUGGCGGACUCGUAUGCCGCAGCGGAAGAGGGCGAGGACGAUGCGUUACCGCUCUACCUUGCGGGCAGCGGACAAAGCGGUGCGCGGGAGGCGUUGGCAAUGGCUAGUGCUCCACCGGGCUCGGACGAGGAUGAAGACGAGGAGGGCUGGGCGAGGGAAGUCGUGCGGAUUGAGGGAGGGAGGGAGGAGGAGGGAAUCGUCUAG
This is a messenger RNA of Rhodotorula toruloides NP11, 2745 nucleotides long. RefSeq lists its product as uncharacterized. Lineage: Eukaryota; Fungi; Basidiomycota; Microbotryomycetes; Sporidiobolales; Sporidiobolaceae. The coding region runs from base 1 to 2745 and encodes 914 amino acids. The transcript has a single exon. The record is from RefSeq and is a predicted model, not a curated record.